AUGGAGUUACAAGUACAAAUUUUGUUGGCUGAAAUUGAUAAAUUGAAACUUCAACAUGCAAGUCAGCUGACAGAAGCAGAUGUAACAUCAAAGGGGAAACUUGAUGCUUUGAAGACAGAAUUGGAUGCUAAAUGGGCAGAAACACUCAAAAAUGAAACCAAUAAAUUACGGAAGCAGAUAGCAGAGCAAUUAGAGAGCGAGAAACACUCAGCUGUUUUACAGUUAACUUUACAACAUGAGAAACAAGUGGCAGAAUUGACAUCUGAAUGGGAGGGCAAGGUCCAUGCCUUGACAAUACAGAUCACAGAUUUACAGCGAAGUGCCAAUAAAAACAGUUCGAAGUCCUCAGAGGAGCUGGAGAGACUGCGCCUACAGAUGUCAGAAUUAGAAAAGAAGUUACAGAAGGAAAUGUCUGAAGCUGAAGAAGACUAUGCCAGGAAGAUCAGUGUUAUGGAAGCAGCCCAAGAGAAUCAACUCAAGUCACUGAUAGAGAGGAAAGAUCUGGAACUAUCAGAGGUUGAAAAGAAAAUUAAAAACAAGCAUGUUGAAGAUUUACAGAUACAGUUGACAGCACAUCGGGCUGCUGUUCAGAAUAUACAGGAACAGGCUGAUAAAUUACGUCAUGACAGGGAGACAACUCUGAUUAAACAACAUCAACAAGAGCUGGAUAAAUUACGAUUAGAGUUAUCUGAGAAACUAGAGAAAGAUUUUGAAGAUGUUAAACGUAAACAUGAGGCUGAGAUUCGAGCCGCCAGAAUCGAGUUAGAACGAGCCAUAGAAAUUUCUAAACAAAAGGACCGAGAUAACCAUUCACGUAUUGAAGAGUUACAAAUGGAGAUUACAAAACGAGAACGAACUAUAAUGAAUCUGGAAGAAGAAACAAGAAACCUGAAGCGAGCCAUCGAAGAACUGAAACGAGACAUUAAGGAACGCGACAAGCAAAUGAAACAAGUUCAGAAUGAGGCUAAGAAACAAAUCAAACAACUAGAAGAUGAAUUCCGAGUAGAGUAUGAGAGAAAUGUAGAUAAUCUACAGGCUGAUCAUCUACAACAGAUCAACGAAAUGGUGGGAGAUUUUAAUACGGCUCAGGAAUUAUUGAAAGAUAAAAUAUCAUCUAUACAAAUACAGUUAGAAGAAGCAGAAGACAGAUAUAGAAAUCGUGAAUCCAGACCAGAAGAUUUAGAGUUAAUAAUGCAACUACGUGAUGCCAUACAGGAACGCGAGCUAAGGGUUAAAGAAUUAAUUGAUGAAAAGAGAUUUUUCCAGUUAGAAUUGGUGAACAGGGAAACCAACUUUAAUAAAAUAUUCAACACAACACCCAAUAUAGGGGUCAUGAAUCCUUUAAACCCAGUCAAGCCAAAGAAUAAGAAGAAUGAGAAACCAUUGAAACAUUCGAGUGCUCCAGCUUUAUCACAGAGACUAGACCCUAUACCUAAUUCACCAUUACAUGAUGGAAACCUUAACCCUUCUCGACCACUUCCACCCUUCAAUAAAAAAUUCAUUAAAUAAUACUAACCUGUUAACCCUUCUUGUUCCAAUCGUCAAAAAGUUUUAAUUUUCUGAUACCACUUUCCAAUUUU
This is a messenger RNA of Lottia gigantea (owl limpet), 1580 nucleotides long. RefSeq lists its product as hypothetical. The record is from RefSeq and is a predicted model, not a curated record. Bases 1 to 1509 code for a protein of 502 amino acids. The transcript is spliced from 11 exons. Lineage: Eukaryota; Metazoa; Mollusca; Gastropoda; Lottiidae.